Molecule: messenger RNA, 2334 nt
Organism: Seriola dumerili (greater amberjack)
Lineage: Eukaryota; Metazoa; Chordata; Actinopteri; Carangiformes; Carangidae
Product: fizzy-related protein homolog
Exons: 14
Coding region: 185-1672 (495 amino acids)
Biological process (GO): positive regulation of anaphase-promoting complex-dependent catabolic process; positive regulation of ubiquitin protein ligase activity; anaphase-promoting complex-dependent catabolic process
Cellular component (GO): anaphase-promoting complex
Molecular function (GO): protein binding; anaphase-promoting complex binding; ubiquitin ligase activator activity
Source: RefSeq, a predicted model, not a curated record
CCCCACAAUGCACUUUUCCACCUCAACUAAACAUUCACCUUCCUCUGAUAGCGAAUAACUUUCACUUUCUCGCUUUAAUUCAUCCCACAUAUCUGCGACGACUGUUGUUCCUGGUGUUUGCCGUUUUAGAGGCUGGCCGGUUGUUGCUGGUCCAUCUUCCCAGCCUGUGGGAUCAGGGUCUAGGAUGGAUCCAGAAUAUGAACAUCGCCUCCUCCGCCAAAUCAACAUUCAAAAUGACAACUUGAGUCCUGUUAAAUUGAUACGGAGUCAUCACAGUCGAACACCAACUGGUUCCCCGUUAUCCUCACCCAGUAAGCUUGGAGACCGAUUUAUCCCAACCAGAGCGGGGGCCAACUGGAACAUCAACUUCCACAGGAUCAAUGAAAAUGAGAAGUCACCAAGUCAGAACAGAAAAACAAAGGAUGCUUCUUCUGAUAAUAUCAAAGCAGAUGGGCUGGCCUACUCUGCUUUACUGAAAAAUGAACUUCUGGGAGCAGGAAUAGAAAAGAUUCAGGACCCCCAGACAGAAGACAGACGUCUACAGCCAUCCACCCCUGAGAAGAGGAGUCUCUUCACUUUUUCACUCAAUACAAAAAGGUCAUCUCCAGAUGACGGCACCAGCAUUUCCCCCUACUCCCUAUCACCUGUCAGCAACAAAAGUCAAAAAUUGUUACGUUCACCGAGGAAGCCAACUCGCAAGAUCUCAAAGAUCCCCUUUAAAGUGCUUGAUGCUCCAGAGCUGCAGGACGACUUUUACCUCAACUUAGUGGACUGGUCUUCUCUCAACGUGCUCAGUGUCGGGCUAGGCACAUGUGUUUACCUGUGGAGUGCCUGUACCAGCCAGGUAACAAGGCUGUGUGAUCUGUCAGUGGAAGGAGACUCCGUCACAUCAGUUGGGUGGUCUGAAAGGGGCAACCUGGUGGCAGUGGGGACUCACAAAGGAUACGUUCAGAUCUGGGACGCUGGUGCUGGGAAGAAACUCUUUGCCUUGGAAGGACACACGGCUAGAGUUGGAGCGUUAGCAUGGAAUGCAGACCAGUUGUCGUCGGGAAGCCGUGACCGUAUGAUUCUUCAAAGAGACAUACGGACGCCUCCACUGCAGUCAGAAAGACGGCUGCAGGGACACAGACAGGAAGUGUGUGGCUUAAAGUGGAGCACUGACCAUCAGCUGCUCGCAUCUGGUGGCAAUGACAAUAAGCUGCUGGUCUGGAACCACUCCUCACUGAGCCCAGUGCAGACAUACAUGGAUCACCUGGCUGCAGUUAAAGCCAUUGCCUGGUCCCCCCACCAGCACGGCCUGCUGGCCUCUGGAGGCGGCACUGCCGAUCGCUGUAUUCGAUUUUGGAACACGCUGACGUCGCAGCCGCUGCAGUGUAUGGACACCGGCUCACAGGUCUGCAACCUGGCCUGGUCCAAGCAUGCAAAUGAGCUGGUUAGCACCCAUGGCUACUCUCAGAACCAGAUCUUGGUCUGGAAAUAUCCAGCUCUCACUCAGGUGGCCAAGCUCACAGGACACUCCUAUAGAGUCCUUUACCUGGCAAUGUCCCCGGAUGGCGAGGCAAUAGUGACAGGAGCUGGAGAUGAGACUCUACGCUUCUGGAACGUAUUCAGCAAAACAAGGUCAACAAAGGAAUCUGUAUCAGUUUUAAAUCUCUUCACCAGGAUACGGUAACUUAAAAAAAAUUCAAAUUUGAGUGGUGCCUGGGUGUUAUCACUCGGCAGCUCAUAAACAUGGUGCUAAGGACAAACAUUGCAAUCUAAGGCAUCUUGUGGCAUUUUUUCACAUAGGAAAUGACAGCGAGAACAACUGAGCUAUUUUUUUUUAACGCUAAUAAUUGUUUUGGGAGAUUCUUUUUGACGUGUGUGCCUUCAUGAUGAUUGUAAAAACAUUUUUACUUUUUAAAAAUGUAUAAGUGGGUUGAUUUCCAUUUGUUUUGUAUUCACAAGAGAUCAUAGGCCUUACUUAAAAAUAUUGUGAUACCGUUUGCAUUGUUGUGGAAUCUGAACUGUGGAGAGAGUAUUUUCAGUUUUUGUUUAACUCAGGUCUAAUUUAUUUAACGCACUUGUUAUGUGGUAAAACAUUCAAUGAACGAAUCAUCUGUCAUGGAGGAAUGGAGAUUCAGUGGAGAAAAAGAUGACUAAAAUGUAAAAACUAAACCUAAUCACCUACUAAGGCUUCUACAGUAUGUGUAUGUUUACUGUGAUCCUUAGAUUACUAAGGUUGAAGAGUGGUUGGCUGAAGUAAUGCAGUUUGCCACUGUGGCCAGAAAGUCUAAUGCUGUGCAUCUAGACAUAUACUACAUGGUUGAUUCUCUGUAGUAAAGGAAGAAAUAA